AUGGUUUCUGCGUCCGGCCCAACAGGGAUCCUAGCGGGACGCCCUUCUGGUUCUCAGUGCCACCAAGGUUCACAAUUGUCACAGAAUGGAUGUACCACGAAAAUUCAUACGGAGAAGAAUGUCAAAACCUUGGAAAAUGCGAAGCAACGACAUGAAUCGGAUCUUUACAUUAGACCAAGCUGGACCGAUGCAGCGAUAGCGUUGGAUCAACUUGAAAAGGGUAAAGCGGAAGGUCAGAGGUCUGCGGUGUGGAUCAGGGCAAGGCUGCAGGAUCAGCUGAGUCAGCUGGGCUACUUUCUGCAGAGGCACGCAGGCAAGGUCCUCUUUCUUGCGAUCGUCGCUUUGGCUACGUUCUGCGUCGCCCUAAAGUCCGCUCAGGUUCACAGCAAGGUCGAACAACUUUGGGUUCAAGAAGGCGGAAGGUUGCAAAAAGAGCUGACCUACGCCUCGGAAGCACUGGGUGAAGCAGCCGCCGCGACACAUCAGCUCGUGAUCCAAACGCCGAGGCAUUCCGGGGCGAAUAUUUUGCACCCUGCCGCACUCAAGGAACAUUUAGCGAUCCUGAAGGCGGCGACGCAGGUCACCGUACACCUGUUCGAAAUCACGUGGAAGCUGAAAGACAUGUGUUACGCGCUGAACAUACCCAACUUCGACAUGCACUACAUCGACCAGAUCUUCGAUAGUAUUAUGCCGUGCGCCAUCAUUACACCUCUCGACUGUUUCUGGGAAGGCAGCAAAUUGUUAGGCCCAGAGUAUCCAGUGCACAUACCGUAAACGAACAAGCCCGUGCAGUGGACGAAUCUCAAUCCAUCCGGUAUGCUGGAUGAGAUGAAGAAACUGCAGUUUAUGUUUCCCUUCAAAAUUUUGGAGGACUACAUGAAGAGAGCCGGGAUAACGAACGGCUACCAAAGCAAGCCGUGCCUCGACCCGACGGACCCGGAGUGUCCGGAAACCGCGCCCAACAAAAAAUCCCAGCAGGUGCCAGACAUAGGAGCCGAAUUAACGGGUGGCUGUUAUGGUUUCGCGGCAAAGUACAUGCAUUGGCCUGAGGAGCUGCUCGUCGGUGGUGCUAAGCACAAUAAGACUGGUCACUUGACCCGUGCAGCUGCGCUUCAAACCGUUGUACAGCUGAUGGGAGAACGAGAACUUUACGAUUUUUUCGCCGGCACGUACAAGGUACACCAUAUAGACUGGUCCCAGGAGAAGGCGUCCCAAGUGCUCGAGACCUGGCAACGAGCGUUCAGCAAUCAAGUGAAGAAACAUCUAGAUGCAAACGGCUCGGCUCCGUACAAUUUGUAUGCGUUCAGUACAACAACCAUGAACGACAUACUUGGAAAGUACAGCGAGGUGUCCGUUAUGAAAAUCGCCAUUGGCUGCACAUUGAUGGUACUGUACGCCGGUAUAGUCCUUCUGCGAUGGAAGGAUCCAGUGCGUUCCCAAGCUGGCGUCGGAAUAGCCGGUGUGAUGCUAAUCUGCGCGACGGUUGCGGCAGGUUUGGGGUUCUGCGCCCUCCUAGGAAUCCCGUUCAACGCAGCAACCACUCAGAUCGUUCCGUUUUUAGCUAUAGGUCUCGGUGUACACGACAUGUUCCUAUUGACGCACACGUACGCCGAACUCUCGGUGAACGAAGUGCCCAGCGGAGAACAAACAGGAGUAGUCCUCAAGAGGACCGGCUUAUCCGUCCUCUUGGCAGGAUUCAGCAACGUUUCCGCGUUUUUCGCCGCCGCGAUAAUCCCGAUUCCCGCUCUCAGAGUAUUCUGCCUGCAAGCUGGUAUACUGUUACUCUUCAAUCUCGCCGCUAUGCUGCUCGUUUUCCCAGCUAUGGUCAGUCUAGACCUGAGAAGACGUCGUUCAGGUCGCUCGGACAUACUCUGUUGCUGUCUGCCGGCGAACACUGGCAGAAACAAAUACGCCAAUAGAACGAACAACGGCACGGCGAAGCAAACUAACGAAUCUUGGGUCGGCGGUAACAUCGAGGUGGAUCUGGACAAGCAGUGCAGCGAAGAAGACACUCUGACCGGUUGCAGUCAGGACGAUUGUCUAAGUUUCUCCUUGACUCAACUGGCUGCGAGGCACUACGCACCAUUUGUCACCAAACCGGCGACCAAGUUUUUCGGAAUGAUGAUCUUAAUCGCUGUUCUGGCCGGCAGUGUCUGGCAAGCGAUAAAAGUGAACGACGGUUUGGAAUUGACCGAUCUCGUUCCACAAAAUUCCAACGAACACGCCUUCUUGGCCGCCCAGGCGAAACAUUUCGGCUUCUACAAUAUGUACGCCGUCACCGGCAGAGAUUUCGAGUAUCCGAACAAUCAGAAAUUACUGUACGAAUACCACGACGCGUUCAUGAGAAUAAAGAACGUGAUCAAGAAUGACAACGGAGGAUUGCCCGAUUUCUGGUUGAGUUUGUUCAGGGAUUGGCUGAAGGGUCUGCAAAACGCGUUCGAUAAAGAUUACAACAACGGCUGUAUUACUCAGGAGAGAUGGUAUAAGAAUGCCAGCGACGAGGCAAUUCUUGCUUACAAACUGCUCGUGCAGACAGGCCACGUUGAUAAUCCGAUUGACAAGUCGUUGGUUACCCAGGUCAGGCUGGUUGAUUCCGAGGGAAUCAUCAAUCCACGAGCUUUUUAUAAUUAUCUUAGCGCAUGGGUGUCGAACGACGUUCUGGCUUACGGCGCUUCUCAGGCGAAUUUAAGGCCGGAACCGCGUCAGUGGAUUUAUACCAACGAUCACGAGUUGAAAAUUCCAAAGAGCAUGCCUUUAACUUACGCGCAAAUGUCGUUUUAUCUGCACAAACUUACCGACACUCAAGAAAUCACCGAAUUAAUUGGCAGCGUGAGGAAAUUGUGCAGAAAGUUCGAGGAACGAGGACUGCCGAAUUUUCCUUCUGGUAUUCCGUUCUUAUUUUGGGAACAGUACAUGGACUUGAGAAGUUGUUUGGGCAUUGCUCUGUUAGCAGCACUAACAGCCAGUGUUGCUGUUGUUGGAAUACUAUUAUUAAACCUCUGGGCAGCUUUGUUAGUUGGCACUUCUCUCGGUGCUGUCGUUCUGCAGCUCCUUGGAAUUAUGGGCCUCUGUGACAUAAAGCUGAGCGCCGUUCCGGCUGUCUUAUUGGUUGUCAGCGUUGGAAUUGCUGUGCACUUUACGGUGCAUAUUUGUUUGAGUUUUGUUACAAGCAUUGGAAGCAGGGACCGAAGAAUUCGUUUAGCUUUAGAACACAUGUAUGCACCUGUUAUUCACGGAGCAUUAACAACCUUACUGGCGGUUGUAAUGUUAGCCUUUUCCGAGUUCGAUUUCAUCGUUCGAUAUUUUUUCUUGGUAUUACUCUGCCUCAUCGGAAUCGGUCUUGUGAAUGGAUUGUUCUUUUUCCCUAUCUUGCUGUCUUUGAUUGGACCAUCUCCCGAAGUGAUACCCAAUGACCAUCCGGAUCGUAUUUCAACGCCAACACCACCUGCCUCGCCAGUCGUUAGAAGAUCGAAGCCGCCUGCACCUCCAAGAAGAUCGUACAAAAUUGAUAACGCUAGGUUACACGCUGAACCUUCUCUGACCACAAUCACCGAGGAGCCUAAUUCGUGGCACAGUACGCAAGAAUCUUGUAUUAUUGUGCAGCCAGAAUUAAAGGUUGAAACGACGUCAACUUGUGGUAAUCAGAACUGUAGCGGAUCAGAUACAAGUGGGUCUAGUCGAAUGUCACCAGUGACGUCUACACCUCAUAUCACAACUAAAGUCACUGCGACGGCUAAUAUAAAGGUUGAAGUUCAUACACCAUUAACCAGUACAGUGGAUCGUAGCGAAAAAUGCAGGCACACGGGUUCCAGUAGCCGAAGGAGCUCGCGCUGCAAUGCGAACGUUAAUGCUGGGGAGUCUUCCGGUUCUGGUUCUGAACCGGAUUCAGACUCUAACCCAAAUAAACAUUAAUAAUAAGUACCGGGAAGACCGGCAGCUACUGCUCAAAUACCAUGCAA
Messenger RNA from Habropoda laboriosa, 3959 nucleotides. RefSeq names its product protein patched (gene ptc). NCBI's taxonomy places the organism in Eukaryota, Metazoa, Arthropoda, Insecta, Hymenoptera, Apidae. The transcript has 12 exons. The record is from RefSeq and is a predicted model, not a curated record. Gene Ontology annotation, biological process: smoothened signaling pathway. Gene Ontology annotation, cellular component: plasma membrane. Gene Ontology annotation, molecular function: hedgehog family protein binding; smoothened binding; hedgehog receptor activity.